Mesorhabditis spiculigera is the source of this 408-nucleotide messenger RNA. NCBI's taxonomy places the organism in Eukaryota, Metazoa, Nematoda, Chromadorea, Rhabditida, Rhabditidae. The record is from the annotation of a GenBank genome assembly.
AUGGGUGCAUUCCUGAAAUUAUACUUUCUGGUUUCACUAGACGCGUUUCUCUAUCAUUCCCUACAUUUUGACUGGAACGCCGAAUGGGAGAACUGGACCAAGUCGAGACAAAUUGUUGGCUGUGAGAUCGAACAAAUAGCUGAGGAAUUUGUGCCUUGUAGUGAGAUCCUGAUUUGGCGCAAGUUGAGCUCAGGAGCCGUCUUCGUGUCAAAAUGGAACGCUACCGAACUUCUUUGUCGUCUGAACCAAGUGCAUGGACAUCGUCUAACACCGAAAAUCCAUACCAAUCUGAAGAGACAAUGCGCUCGUUUGCAGGUGGUGAAAAAGGUGCCCAGGUACUUCCGGAAAGGGCCUCGAUCUCAUGCAAUCCAUCGAAUUGUCCUACCCGCUUCUGCUUAUGAUUUGGUG